Molecule: messenger RNA, 3022 nt
Organism: Zea mays
Lineage: Eukaryota; Viridiplantae; Streptophyta; Magnoliopsida; Poales; Poaceae
Exons: 2
Coding region: 201-2831 (876 amino acids)
Biological process (GO): telomere maintenance via telomerase; double-strand break repair via homologous recombination; meiotic cell cycle
Cellular component (GO): nucleus; DNA replication factor A complex
Molecular function (GO): damaged DNA binding; single-stranded telomeric DNA binding; zinc ion binding
Source: RefSeq, marked provisional
AUCCAAUUUUCUCUCUCUCUCCCGCCUCCUGUUCAGUUUCCCACUCGCCGGAACCGCCGCCUCUCCAAUCCCCGCUAACCCUCGCUCCGUUUUAUCGCCCCCCUCUGCUUCCAAAUCGAAUCGCGUCCUCUCCAUUCUGCCGUCUCCUCUCCUACUCCUCCCCCCUGCCGCCGCAAGAUCCACCAGGGCUCUCGACCGCAAUGGAGCCGCAGCUGACGCCCGGCGCGGUGGCGGCGGUCUCCGCCCACGCCGACGGCAACGGCACGCUGCAGCCGGUGCUGCAGGUGGUGGACGUGCGGAUGGUCAACAACGCCAAGAACCCCUCCGCCGAGCGCUUCCGGAUGGUGCUCUCCGACGGCGAACACACCAUGCAGUCCAUGCUCGCCACCGCCGAGAACGCGCGCGUCCGGGACGGCUCCAUCCAGAAGGGCUCCAUCGUCCACCUCCUGGAGUGCACCUGCAGCACCAUCCAGUCUCGCAGGAUCAUUAUCGUUAUCAAACUUGAUGUUCUGCAAAGUGAGUGUGCCAUAAUUGGAAACCCCAGGCCCUAUGAAAUGAGAAACCAACCUAAUGAGCAGGGCACCAACAUACCGGCCAAUGCUGCUCAAGCUAAUACUGGAACGUAUUCCAGUGGCCCUGGUUUGCUGGGAUCACCUGCUGCUUCAAGGCCAGCACAAGUUGCUAAUAAUGUACCAUACAGUGGAUCCUAUGGUGGUUAUCAUGGUACGGUGGUCCCUCCGAUUGCCCCUGCAGUAGAAUCUGUUCCCAAUGUGGCAUCGGGUGUCACUUAUGGUACAACUUCAGCGCAUAAUACAAUGAAUGCGGGCAUGACACAGUCAAACUUGCAGCAGCGUUCACUGAACUCUCACCCGAACCAAAGGUUUGCAGUUCCUUCCAUGGCUGGUGGCAGUGGUGCUCCUGGGAAUACAUAUGGACAACCUGCACAGUCGUUUUAUCAGCAACCGCCUCCAGGGCAUAUGAAUAGAACUCCUGUGUCUAAGAACGAUGCAUAUCGUCUUGUCCCAUUGGCUCAAUUGAACCCUUAUCUAGAUAAAUGGACAAUCAAGGUCAGGGUAACUGCAAAGACUGAUCUCAGGUUCUACAACAAUGCUAGAGGUGCUGGAAAAGUCUUUUCCUUUGAUCUCCUUGAUGAACAGCGUGGAGAAAUCCGUGCAACAUGCUUCAAUACGCAGGCUGAUCAGUUUUUUAACCUCAUUGAGGUUGAUAAGGUGUACCUGAUAUCUAAAGGGUCGUUGAAACCAGCACAGAAGAAGUUUAACUCCUUGAAUCACGAGUAUGAGAUAAGUCUGGAUUCCAGAACAUCUAUUGAAGUUUGUGCUGAUGAUGAUAGCAACAUCCCUAGGCAGCAGUAUAAUUUCCGGAAGAUAAGUGAAAUUGAGAACAUUGAGAAAGAUGCUAUUUUGGACUUGAUUGGAAUUGUCACAUCAGUUGGCCCUUCUGUCACGUUUAUCCGAAAGGAUGGCGUGGAAACCCAGAGAAGAACACUUGAACUGAAAGACAUGUCUGGUCGAAGUGUACAACUUACCUUAUGGGGGAAGUUGUGUGUUGCUGAAGGCAACCAGCUGCAGUCGCUGUGCGAUUCUGGUUUGAAUCCUGUUCUAGCUUUGAAAGGUGCCCGCGUUACUGACUACAGUGGUAGAUCUGUGUCCUCAGCUGGCUCAACUCAGUUAAAAAUAGACCCAGAAAUUCCUGAGGCUGAGAGUCUGCGGCGCUGGUACGCAACUGGAGGAAAGACAGCUGCUUGUGUUUCUCUGUCAGUGGUAAGUAUGGGUGGUACUUGUGUCCGGAAAUCAAUCGCUCAGAUCAAGGAUGAAAAUCUGGGGCAGUUAGAGAAGCCAGACUUUAUCACUGUUAAAGCUGCAAUUUCACAUCUGAUAGCAGAUAAUUUUUGUUAUCCUGCUUGCACCAUUGACGUGAAUGGUAGGAUGUGCAACAAAAAGGUAACAGAUAAUGGUGAUGGGACAUGGCGUUGUGACAAAUGCGACCAGAGCUUACCAAAUUGUGAGUACAGAUACGUGCUGAAUGGCCAGAUCCAGGACCACAGUGGGGUCACCAAUUUUACUGCAUUCGAAGAUGCUGCUAAGGUGAUGAUUGGCCACAGUGGCCACGAGCUCAACAACAUUAGUGUAGAAGACUCGGAACGAUUUGCAGAGAUCUUGCAGGCGGCUCGUUGGCAGCAGUUUCUGUUCACGCUGAAAGUCAAGGAGGAGAUCUAUAAUGAUGCGCCGCAAGUCAAGUGCAACAUUACUAAAGCAGAGAAGCUGGAUCCGGCAAUAGAGAGUUCUUACCUUCUAGGGGUAAUCAAUGGCCUGUUGCAGGAUGACACUGGCUCACCUUCUGGGGCGCAAGGUGCCAUGGCCUACAAUGCUGGUAUCAGCAACACUGGCGCUGGACGAAGUGUGCCAACCUCCAACAGUGCCUACACCACCAAUUUGAGUGGUCCAAGGUAUGGCGAGUCUGCAAACCAGCUCGCGCAGCAGGAAAGCACGUACACCGGGGUGACCACUCCAGUGUCGGCGGCACGGAAUGUGCAGCAGACCUGCGUGUCCUGCGGGUCAAGUGGGCACAACGUGCAGAACUGCCCUGCAGGAACAUACAGGCAGCAGGCGGCUGCAAGCGCAGCAAGCUCCUACGGUACUUCGCAGCCUCGCAAUGGACUGUGCUUCAAAUGCAAUCAGCCUGGACACUUUGCCAACUCUUGUCCACUACUGGCUCCUGCUCCCCAGCAGCAGCAGCAGUAUCGGAGCGGCGGCGCUCCCUCAGGCGGUUAUGGUAGGCAGCAGCCCUAUGUUGGGGCUACCAACUACUGAAAGUCAUUAUCUCUGUCGAGUCAGUCGUGAUGUUGGUUUUGCUUAGAUGCCUGUCCUGAAUGGCAUCGCUGCGUCCAUGUGAAGUAGAUGCAAACCAUUCCUUUUUAUGUUUGUGUGUGAAGUUAGAACUAUGUAUCAGUACUUUAUGUUUUCGUCUUAUAAAUCCUCGUUGCCGUGUCAGUUCUGUUGAA